AUCUUGGUGCAAUCACUGGAAAGUCUUUUCUUUUAGUAGUUUUGGAUCAUGACGUGCUACCAAAAGGAGAGACCCCAAAUGCUAGAUCUGUUCCAUCAAUCUGCAUGUCCUCCUCUAUUUCUAACUCCCUCCUUUUACCUGAUCAAUCUGCUGUAGUAGAGAGGGAGAUGGGUGACACUAGUGUUGAUUUUUUCCUGGAGACCUUGAAGCAGCUUACAACGAGCUCCAACCUCGAUUUUAUCAUAGAUGAUGAGAAACAUCAGCUUCAAUCUCUUGAGGAGGAAAUAAAGUACUUGAGAGGGUUCCUCGUGGCUACGGAGAAGAAACGCAACGAGCAUUCAGAAGUGAUGAAACUGGUGAUGCAGAUCAGAGACGCGGUAUCCGAGGCAGAGAACAUCGUAGAACUGUUUAUAAGUCAUGCUUUCAAGGCUGAUGCCUCUCCAUUUCAAAAUAACAAUAGAAUGAUAAACAAGAAGAAGAUCAAAAAGAAGUCAUUACCAAAAAAUACGACAAAGAAUAAGGCUAGUCAAGAACAUCGGGAAUAUCUUUCCCUGGACCUAGAAGGUCUUCUUAAGACUAGGGUGAAGAAGAAGAAGAAUGAGGAGGCUAUACGUGAACAACAAGAUCAUCUUUCCCUGGACCUAGAAAGUGUCCAAAAGGAGAUCAAGACUCUUACAGGUGAUGAUCAGGUGAAGAAGGAGAAGAAAAAGACUAUUCGUGAACAUCAGGAUCAUCUUUUCCUGGACCUAGAAAGUAUUAAAAAGGAGAUCAAGACUCUUACGGCUGAGGUGAAGAAGAUUUACGACGAGAAUAUGUAUGACAUUAAUGGAGUAGCAAUCAAAAAACUCAAGCACUCUUCUGCCGGAAGUGAAGGAGGUCCAGGUUCAUCAGGAGGGAGCAACCCCUCCAAAGUGGCAGAGGAGAAGGUGGUGGUCGGUUUCAAGGAUGAGGUAGAGACAUUAAUGAGAAAGCUUGAUGACAGUGGAGAGAGUGGAGUACUAGAGAUUAUAUCAAUCGUUGGCGCGGCUGGAGGCGGCAAAACCACUUUGGCCAGAGAAGUGUACGAUCAACGUUUGACGUCGACAACCUUUGAAAUUCGUGCAUGGGUUGUUAUUUCUCAGGAUUAUGAUAAGACUAUCAAGAGGGAUUUGUUGAUGAGUAUUUUGAAAUCAGCUUUCCCAGAAAAUCAUGAAGAUUACGAGAAGAGUAACGAGGAUAUGUUGGGAGAAAAACUACUCAAAUGUUUGAAGGGUAAGAAAUAUCUUGUUGUCAUGGAUGACAUAUGGGGCAUUGAAGCUUGGAAUGAUAUCCAAAGAUCAUUCCCUAGGGACCGCAAGGGGAGUAAAGUCAUGCUCACUAGUUGACUACCUAUUCAAUUUGAUAGCAUCUGCUGCGUCCCUCAUUGUUUGGUCCCCUUACCAAAAAAUUGCAGUUGGAAGUUGCUAGAAAAGAAGGUAUUCGGGAUGAAACAAUGCCCUCCGGAGUUGGUGGACAUCGGUAAGCAAAUCGCAGAAAAAUGUAAAGGACUACCACUCGCGAUUGUCACAAUAGCUGGCAUUCUAGCAACGGAAGACAAGACACUUGACGUGUGGGAGGAAGUUGCCAAAAAUUUCAGUAUGACCAUUGCCAAAAAACAGGAGGGCUGCAUGGAGAUACUAGAACUUAGUUACAAUCACUUGCCUCUUCAUUUAAAAGGGUGUUUUCUUUAUAUUGGAGCACACCCCGAAGAUUAUGAAAUCCCCAUACGCGAGUUGAUAUGGUUAUGGAUAGUAGAGGGAUUUAUUCAGCAAAGUGAGGGGGGGAAAAGCUUGGAGGAUGUAGCAGAAGAUUACUUAAUCGGUCUUAUUGAUAGAAGUCUCGUAAUGGUAGCUAGGAGAAGUAGAUCCCAUGGAGGAAUUAAAGCAUGCCGUAUUCAUAAUCUUCUGCGUGAAUUAUGCUUGAAAAAAGCGGAGGAGGAUAAUUUUCUUGUGCAAAUUUACAGGGAUGAUUCUUUUUCACCUUCCGCUACAAAUAAGCAUCGUCGCCUAUUCAUUAGCAAUCCAUUCUUUCAAAAGUUUU
Molecule: messenger RNA, 2058 nt
Organism: Rhododendron vialii
Lineage: Eukaryota; Viridiplantae; Streptophyta; Magnoliopsida; Ericales; Ericaceae
Product: disease resistance protein RPP13-like
Exons: 3
Coding region: 105-1364 (419 amino acids)
Biological process (GO): defense response to other organism
Molecular function (GO): ADP binding
Source: RefSeq, a predicted model, not a curated record